AACAAAUAAUGUCGAGAGACCUCAUUAGUUCAUUACUUCACCGUACUGGGCAAGGACGUGUAUUACUAGCUUCUUUUUUUUUAUUAAUAUUUUUAAUUUUCCCAUAAGUCGUACUUUAUACUAUGUCUAUGGUUUCAUUUGACAUUUCAUUUUGACUUUUAUUUUAUUGAGCGUUUAAUUAAAAGUGUUGAAAUGAAAUGAAAUUGAAAUAGAAAUGAAAUGAAAUGAAAGUGUUAUUAAAUAAUAAAAUGAAAUAUUGUUUUAUAGUUAGUGAAAUAUAUAUUUUUUUAAAUUUAUUAUAAAAUCUAAAGUGAAAUAGAUUUAUUUAAAAGUUAUUUUUUAAUAAUAAAUUACCCACACGCAAUAGUGAUCAUAUUUUAAAACAUCUACCUACUAAAUGUUUUAAAUACCAAAACUACUCCAAGAUAAAAACUUAAAGGCGCUAAAAAAAGAGCAUAGUAAUUAAAAAAAAAUGAAGCAAAGGAAAUAUUUAUGUGCCCAAAUAUACUUAAUGCUAGUAACAUUAUCGCUGGCACAAAAUACUGGCAGAAAACUGGGCAAAUUUGAAGAAGUGUUUGCUUGGAGACAACUCACCUAUGACAUAGAUGGAAGAGUAUAUGAUCGAGAUGUUUUCGACGAACCGUACAAUAUUGGUAAUACGCGUGACAGAGAGAAGAGACAAACGGAUAGCGUGUUUUUUAACAACAAUGAUGAUGAACCCGAUAGAAACUGGAAUCAUCGACCCCUCAUGAGGCCACCAAACCAAGCAAUCAUCGCAUCAACUAACAGACCGCAGUCAGUCGAGGAGAAUUCUCAACCGCCAAGAGGGAAUAGUGGACCGAGUGCUACAACAACCACUAUCAGACCUACAGACGAAGCAGGUAGAUUUUUCGUUCAGUACAAUAACAUACCGAUGGGUGUUGAAAGAGUUGGCGAGAGACUGUUCGUGACUGUUCCACGACGAAGAUAUGGUGUAAUAUCAACUCUAAACUUCAUAGACUUGAGUCGAGAUUCGCACACGCUAUCGCCAGCUCUGAAGCCGUACCCCAACUUCAGCGUCUCCAGACGUCUCACGUCCGUGUACAGGACCAGAGCGGACAGUUGCGGUCGACUGUGGAUGGUUGAUACUGGCAUGAUAGAAAUACCAAACAAUCGACAGCAGGUACAGCCACCGGCGAUUGUGGUUUUCGAUCUCAAUCGUGACAGACAGAUCUUCAGGUACCAGUUCAAGAGUGCAGACAUUCCUGCGGAAAACACGCCGACUGGUUUAGCCUCAAUCACUGUGGACAUCACCGACGGUGAUUGCGAGAAUGCCUUCGCGUAUAUACCGGACUUAGCCACCUACGGUCUGAUCGUAUACUCCUUGAGGGACAACGAUAGCUGGAGGCUGUCUCAUAACUUCUUUUCAUUCAGUCCCACGUCUGGAAACCUUAAUAUUGCCGGUCUCAGAUUCCAGUGGAGCGACGGAAUAUUCAGCUUAACCCUGGUGCCAGGUAGAGGAAACUGCAAAACAGCGUACUUCCAUCCCCUGAUCGGCACCCAAGAGUUCUCCGUAUCCACUUGCGUGCUGAAGAACAGGACAGUGUCCUCAGAUCCGAAUUACUGGUCACUUUUCUCUUUAUUAGGAGAUCGCGGCGAAGGAAGUCAAGCUACUAUGCACGACUACCACCCAGCUUCCAGGGUGGUUUUCAUCGCUGAGAUCGGAAGAGAUGCUGUGUCCUGUUGGAACACUGGUGAAGCCCUCGUGUCUACCAACAUAGCAAUAUUGGCGCAGGACAGCCAGAGACUAAGCUAUCCAGCUGAUCUGCACGUCACAGGCAAUGAGGUGUGGGUGAUCGCAAAUUCAUUGCCGCGCUUUAGCUACUCGAGAUUGGAUACUAACAGCUACAACUUCUAUAUUUAUAGAGGGAACGUACAAGAGCUAAUAGCGGGAACGCCCUGUACCAGCUACAGUAGUUCGUCGAACUAUAACAUACAGUAAUCGCGACGCUAUUUUUUUUUUUGCGUUUUUUCUUUCGAACAGGCUACGACCAUCGGCCAUACUGCUUUGUCUGACAACUCAGGUUUAGACGCCGUCACACUAAAGAAAAAAAAAUGUUUUUUUAAUUUGUGUUUCUUAGAAAAAAUUUUUAAAUACUUGUAUGAUACUUUUUGAAAUAAAUUUGAAUAACGCCAUCACUACAUGGUAUAAAUCAAAGUCGCUGUCUCUCCCUAUGUAUGCUUAGAUCUCUGAAACUAUACAACGGAUUUUGAUACGUUUUUUUAAUAGAUAGAUUGAUUCAAAAGAAAUGUUUAUAUUUAUAAUACAUGCAUAAUAUAAUUGAGAAAUAAUUUUAGAGUUUUCUAAUAUGAUAUCGUAAAUAAACACAUUUUUUAGCAUUUCACCCGUGCGAAGUCAGAGCAGGUUGCUAGUAUAACAAAAAUAAAAAAAUAGGGUAUAGGAAUAUAACACCUUAGGCCUCAGAAAUGGUAACGCAUGACGGGUAUCGGGCUACACAGUACUCUGUUAUGUGUAUGGUACUACUCAUGUCUAUAGACGACGGUUACCACUUUCCAUCAGGUGGGCCGUCAGCUUGUUUGCUAUUCUAUAAUACAUAAAAAAAUUUAGUUUCCAACACAUGGAGACAUAAAAAUUUGCAAUUAAAAAAAUUUUUACUAUUAAGCUUCAUUUUUUUUUUUUUGUAUUUUAUGGUUUAUAAACAACGAGAAUUAAUUAUCAUUUCAAUAAACUAUGAUAAUUUGCCAAGGUUUUUUUAUGACGAUAAUAGGAUGGUAACCCCGCCUGCGCUAUCGGUAUACGCUGACGGGACACCAGUAAAGGAUGAUAGGUGAGGAUGAAAAGGCAAGUCAGUUAGCCCAUCAUGAUGGAUACAUCAGAAAUUAACCAUGGUGGUUUCCAAUAACCACCUGGUUGGGCAAAUUUUUUUUAAUAGGUGAAAAGGGAAUGGUAGCCCCGCCUGCGCUAUCGGUAUACACUAGCGGGGUACCAGUAAAGGAAAUAGGUGACGAAUUCAACAAGAAUUGUUCACGAUGGUUUCCAGCGGUGGACCUCUACGCGGUUCCCCCUGGAAACCGUUGUACUUAAGUCAUGCCGAAUUCGUCACGAUGGGCUAACUGACCUGCCUUUUCGUCCUCACCUACCAUCCUUCACUGAUGCCCCGGCAGCGUAUCCCGUUAGCGCAGACGAGGUUACCGUUCCAUUAUCACCUAUUUAAAAAAUCGUGUACGUGACUGCAGACUACAGCUUGGCAAAUUUUCGUCUACCUAAAAAAUACAAAUACCUUAAUAAUCACGUUAGUUUCCGUUUCUUAUAUUCCACACUGUUUUUAGAAAUUUGUUAUAAGCUUUUUUUAUAUUUUGUAAAAUAAAUAAAAACUCGAAUAAUA
This is a messenger RNA of Galleria mellonella (greater wax moth), 3386 nucleotides long. It is a transcript of the gene Y-fa, whose product is annotated as L-dopachrome tautomerase yellow-f-like. Gene Ontology annotation, cellular component: extracellular region. The record is from RefSeq and is a predicted model, not a curated record. The coding region runs from base 473 to 1981 and encodes 502 amino acids. NCBI's taxonomy places the organism in Eukaryota, Metazoa, Arthropoda, Insecta, Lepidoptera, Pyralidae. The transcript has 12 exons.